CCAGGAUCUCCAACUUCAGUCCUAGAAUUAAGGCUUCCCCGAUCGAAUGCUAAUCUACCACUGCUUAUCGUUCUGAGAAUACUUACUUAUAACUAUGAAAGACGUUGUCCUCCUAAAUAAGGGAGAGAAAGGGGUAUUAAUACGCGUCUCAAGAUGGAUCAGGGUCGCUGUCCAAUCAGGAGAAAGGGGCAUUAAGAUACAUCUUAGCAUGCACGGAUCAGGGUCGUGAGCUCCAACAGAAGCAGCUACGAAAGAAUCCCUAGUAGGUGCUAUGGCGCGGCGAUUACAAAACGUAGAAAGUGAGUUGAAUGUGGCGAAAGGAGAAAAUCAACAUUAAGGCUCAAGCAGGUAAAGCAUCAUUUUCAAAGACUAUCUUCUAUCUAUAUUUCUCUGACGAAGACGAUCUUGGCAUUCUGACAAUGUUAGAAGGUAAGAAGGAUCACUACAGGAAUUAAUGUGUGGGCUCUCGCGUCUAGAACGCUGGCGGAAGCGUCUUUUGGUGGGAGGUGCAUGCGACGCUUCACUGCGCUGUGUCGUAUGCACGGACACCUUCACCACCCCUCCAGCACUCUCAGACCGAAGGAGCAUCUGAUCUUCAUGUUGUACCUACAUGCUCUUGUAGUGAGCUCUACUAUCUGCUCUAACAUUCUUUGCGACGUGAACUUCAGACUGCCACGAAAUCCUUGUCGCGUGGUGAGGAUAGUGUCCAGCUGUACGACGUGGUAAGUGAAAACACGCAACUGCAAAAAGAGAUCCAGGAUAUGAAAAAGUUCUUGGCGGAUUACGGCAUGGUCUGGGUCGGUGGAAGCUCAAGAGGAAGUACUCCAGAUGGUGGUGGGCCAGGUGCUUAUUCACCUUCCCCAACCGAUAUUGUUCAUCAUCAGUCAAAAAGCACUAGUGCAAGAGGACGAAACGAUGAUAGUAGGAAUCAACACGGAGAGGGGCUACAUCGUAUUCGCAAUGCAGGUUCCCAAUCCCAGCCUGCACGCAGUGCGAGUCCUGCGAUUGGUAGGCAACGACAAGGCGAAGUCAAAACACUAGCUUUAUGGGUACCGCCAACCCAGCUUUUGCACGAAUGUUUAGCCAAUUCUUUGGAAUUCGCUAAAAAAUUCGCUAAAAAAAGAUGGGCUGUUGGUACCUCUAAUAUUUAGUUCGUCAAAAGAGCCUUCUUCAUCGUCAAAGAGUAAGAGUCCAGCACCAGCACGAAGUUUGUCUCCUGUUCCUGGGCUUUCCCCGUCUGCGCCUAAUGUGGACAUAAACACAAUCCAGUCAAAUUAAGGGUUUCCAUCGAAUUUCAUUCCCCAGUACUACAGAUCAUCCUUUCUUGCCUUUUCUCCUUCGAGUAAAAUAAAAGAAGCGAGGUGGCUGGGAUCAUGUUUGAGGAAAGUGAUUCGAUAACCUGCUCUAAUCAAAGCUGUCACAGUUGAGCGAAAUUGCGGAACGCGAAGCCAAGAUAGUCAAGAUAGACCGGGUGCACAAAUUCGAUACCGAACAGGUUGUCGCGAUCAUUAAGGCUACUAGACUCCUCCUGAAAAAUUAGUCGAAAACUGAAAAUAACCGAGUUACUGACUGAAAUAAGGGAGGCAGCUUUGACAGGGCUAUUUGUCCUUGUUCAGUAUCUCGCUUAUUUUCAGUAGUUACUUGCUUAUUUCAGUUUUUCGAAUAGUCGCAUUCUAGUUCCUUCACGUGUAUUCAUCAGGAUCCUUCUUGGUUCCCUUUUUUUUACUGGGAAGAGAAGCCACUGAUGACAUGGUGGAACUGUUUUGUCCCGCCAUUAUGAAUGCUUCUCAACCUAAUCCUAAUGCAUACGGCCUAUAACUUCAGCUUUUCACUACACUCGUUGGAUAAACUUGCUAAGUUUGUUUUAGAACAUGAAUAUGUGAAGGCAUUAGCUCUAACAUUACUUUUUUCAAGGACGGAUUGCGAGUUGCUGACUAUCCGUUCUAUAAGUACGAACAGCAGGCAGCGCAACGGGUCUUGCGGGAUAUACUCUUAUGAUGUGUGGUGCUUUACAUUGGAGAUGCUCUUGAUGAAGAUUGUAUCAUGUCUACAACUCCAAAGUGGAGCUAUACCAUGGCUCCACUGUUGUAGAGGUUCUUAAGUCGUGUGUGUCUUGUCGUAGAUGAUCAAACACGACGAACUAGUAUCUAAAUAGAUUUCAUCUCCUGGUCCUGGACAAACAAGAACUAAAAAAAGAAACAUGUGAAAAUAGUAUCGCUUCAUGAAUUUUCCCAUCUGAAGGUUCUCCUUGUCUGUCCCCAUGCUAAUCGCAGAAGGUUUUUUCCCGUAUGUGCUGAAGCAGGAUUACCCAGAAGGAGUGCGACUGAAAGCGGUCGAUCGGCUAAAAGACGACUACGAUGCCAAGCUUGAGUCCCGCUCUGCGCAAGAAAGCUUUCUGGCCAGACUACCGAAACAGGUAAGAUUUGUGGAAUUAUGUUGGAUUAUGAAAGAUGAACACGCGUAUAAUCCAUAGCAUUUUACUAGAUUUCCUUUUCGUGUCCACCUCAAACCCCUGCGGUGGUUUGGGCAUGAAUUUAUCAAAUGACUUCCACACCUUGCCAUCCCCAUCCCCACCAGAUCAUCAUGACAUUCCAUUACAAGUCGUCGGCCAUGUCGUUAGGCUUUAGGAACAAGCGCGCGCGGUACGUUUGUGGGCGGGCAAACCCGUACUCGGGUGGAACUGUGUGGGGCUGUGGGUAGAAAGACCCGCCCACGGGUGGGCAUGUGAGUGCGUGGAGUAGAGUGGAGUGGUGGGUGUGUAGUGUGUGGAGUAGAGUAGAGUGGUGUGCGUGUGCGUGUGCGUGUGGUGUUGUUCUCGGCAGUGCUGUUCUGGAAAGGCUGCGCGAGAAGACCUGCCCUGGAAAGGCUGCUCCAGAAAUUGUGGCCUGGACCUGGAGAGGCUCUUCCAGAAAACCUGCCCUGGAAAGGGUGCCCAAGAAAACUUGUUCUGGACAUGUUGUUCCAGAAAACCUCUUCUGGAGUGGGUGUUCCAGAAACCUCUUCUGGAAAGGGCGCCCCAGCGACCCUGUUCUGGGAAUGCUGUUCCAGAAGCGAGGCUGUUCCAAAAGUCUUGUUUUGGGUUGGGUCCAAAACUCUAACGGUCUCGGUUAUUAUUAUGUUAUAGAUUGGUUUCCACACGCACACCUCUCCAACAUCCCCAUCAGAUCACCAUAUUGAUUUCCACACCGCCAUUAUGACCUCCAUACUGGCCUCGUUUUCUCUGACUAGAUUAUGAUGGCAAACACCUCUCCACACCGCCAUUCUGACCUCGAUGCUGGCCUCGUUUUCUCUGACUAGAUUAUGAUGGCAAACACCUCUCAGAUCAUCAUGGCGAACGGGCAAAUUGUCAGUGUCCGGAAGGAGAUGGAGGAACGUCUUCUCGGUGCCGAACGCAAUGCUGCACGCUUGCGAGCCGCAAACCGUGCUGAGCUGAGAAGGAACGACCCCUCGUCUGACACUCAACAGAAUCGAUCACGACUGCUUUUGGAGCCGAUAAGAGACGAUGAGCACAAGGCAUCCACUCGCAUUAAGGGUCGCGUCGGAAAUGCAUCAUCCCUAAAUCACAUGAGUCAUCUGCAAGAGAGAGAAAAAAAGCAAGAAGAAAAGGGUACUCCUCGUUCAGCUGAUUGCUUCUGAGACGAUGCAUUUUCCCUACCCUUUUUCAUUCCUACCCGUAGUCCUUCACCAGCGUUACCACGGAAACCAGUUUUCAGCACUCAAACACCAUCCGGCUCUGGAGCUUUGAUCGAGGGCGAUGAGGACGCGUGCAGUAUACUAGUGAAGCAUCGGGAAGGCUCUUGUCGACUAUCGUUGCCAAAAACCUCCACAGUUGCGCAUCUUUACACAGCUGCUAGAGAAAAUUAUGGCCAUUAUACAUAGGUGAAGAUCAUUAUCUCAUGUAGUCCGUGCGAGGUUGAGGUAUCUUGUUCUUUGGAAGAUUCCAGUUUUUAGACGCGAGGUUGAGGUAUCUUGUUCUUUGGAAGAUUCCCCUUAGGAAUGAAGAAGUGAGGCAUCUUUACUGGAAGAUUCCCCUUAGAAUUGACGUGAAGAAGAACAACCUACAGGGAGAACGUCCCUCCAUUCUCCCACAGAUAAUGAUUAUUGACCACCUUCAAGGCAAACUAGGACUUCUAGAUGUCGCAAACGCUGGAACAUCUACUGCUCGACCGGGUUCCACAGCAACGGCCUCAGGCGGAGUAGAUCGGGAUCAGCAACCACCGUUGGUGUUGAAAAUCGCGUUUCCGCCACCUACAAAGUUGUUGGCGAAUAUGAGGGAAACACUAGAAAAAGCAGGGCUGUUCCCGAAUGCGACGGUGCAUCUGAGCUAGUAGAGGUGGUCACUGUAAAGACUAAGAAUCAACUUUCAAUGGUCAUUGGAGUUGGUCACUGAGAUCGAAGAGGCGACCCCUUCUUGAGAGAACCAACAGGGGAAAUGUACGAAGGGAAAGGGGAGAGCUUGGAAGGGGGUCCCUUCCGUUCGGAGUCAGUGACCAUUGAAGGCUGAGCUUUAAUGUAAAGAAUCAGUUGGCGUUUCCAAAUUCGUUGAAUUCAAUGCUCCGAGCGCGUAGACAGCAGGACACAACAACAACAAAACAAAUGCGAGGUCGAUAGCAUGACAUGUUGACAUCCAUAGCGAGGCCAGAUGACAUGGAGCCGCUAGUUCUCCUCGGAAUGCAGGGCGAUGUCGACUUUCACAGAUUACCAGAAGAAGCUCACUUUUACAGAUUACUAGAAGAUGCUCAUUUUCACAAAUACGCUGCAUCAAAAUUGGCUUUUGUAUGAGUAGAAAACGAGUGAGGAUCUUCAAGCCUCAAGUGCCACAGCUGUUCCUUUGGUAUUGGUUCUUGUAUCUUCAUUUGAAUUGUAUUCUCCCAUCGGAUUCUGCUUACAACGUGGAGACGACCACAAGAUAACUCGUCUCCUAUAAAUUAUAGUUGUC
Molecule: messenger RNA, 4939 nt
Organism: Amoebophrya sp. A25
Lineage: Eukaryota; Dinophyceae; Syndiniales; Amoebophryaceae
Source: the annotation of a GenBank genome assembly